Molecule: messenger RNA, 2025 nt
Organism: Metarhizium album ARSEF 1941
Lineage: Eukaryota; Fungi; Ascomycota; Sordariomycetes; Hypocreales; Clavicipitaceae
Product: C-5 cytosine methyltransferase
Exons: 1
Coding region: 1-2025 (674 amino acids)
Cellular component (GO): nucleus
Molecular function (GO): methyltransferase activity
Source: RefSeq, a predicted model, not a curated record
AUGGUGAUGGCAACUCUUUCGGUAGUCUGUCUUGAAGAAGGUUGUCAGCGUGCCAGAAGCGCCAGCGUGGCUUCAUCACAUACGCUUGCUCUCGAGGACGAUGAACCAGACCGCAGUAGCGAUGCCCACAUCAUAGAUUGGAUCAGCAAGGUCGGAAGUAUCACACAAACGCAGACAUCUAGCCGUGCAGGAAACCAGCGUCAAACCAAUUCUCUCUCGCAGCAAACCAUUCAGAUUGGGGAUGUGAUCGAAGUCAAAAAUGCCAUGAUUGGUGAUUACCGAGCAGACUUCAUCCAAGUGAUGCAGAUUUCCAUGGAUACACCAUCUGAGCGAAAUUUCCGAGGUGUUCCUUUUACGAGAACACGAAAUGUUUUCGGCUGGCUUCCCAAGAAGCUCAAUGAAGUUUGCAUGAUGCUGCAUUUUCAGCAACAAAACGGACCCGCCCCCGACGAGUCUGCACGAUUGAUUGAUGUAAAAGAAGACCAAAUUGUGAGGCGACGACACCUCAUUAUUACAAACGCAAUGUUCCCAGAACAUUCUGCGUUACAGGACAUGCGAUUCCGUCAGUCCAUCAGAGGCGGAACCAGGGCGCUUAGGCGCCACAUUGAACAGUCAGGCAAUUUGAUCUGUCGGUGGAAAUGGAUGGUAUAUUUCGGUGACGGCUCGGCUCCAAGAACUCUGGAACAAGUUUUUGAACGGAUAUCGGCUCAAGAAGUUUUGGACCGCCAAUAUCUUGUUUACGAAGAGAUACUCUGUAAUAGAUGGAGGGGCGGCCUCACCAGAGGAGGUUCUUGGAUUCCGGGCCAAGACUACGCCGCUCGGGGCAUUGAUAUCACCGAUACUUCGGGAACGCGGGCUAGAAAAACUCGAGUAAAAAACCAGAAAUAUACGUUAUUUGAUGCCUUUUCGGGCGCUGGGGGAGUCUCAAGGGGGGCUCAGAAUGCGGGAUUCAAGGUUAUCCAUGCGGUCGACAAAUCACCAGAUGUGUGGCAAACAUAUUCUCUAAAUUUCCCCGAGACAGAGCUUCACAAACUAGCCAUCGACGAAUUCAUCACCAAAACCGAUGACACGUCCAUUCGACCAGAUGUGCUUCACAUGUCUCCGCCAUGUCAGUACUUCUCCCCAGCGCACACGCGACCUUGCAGCCGAGACGACGACAACAAGUUGGCGCAGUUAAGCAGCUCUGCGCUCGUGAAGAGGUUGCGCCCGAGACUCAUCACUAUGGAGCAGACUUUUGGACUAACUCAUGAUCGACAUCAACCGCACUUCCGGACGCUCAUUGGAGACCUGACGCAGCUUGGGUACUCUGUUCGAUGGAAGGUUGUGGCAUUGUGCACCUGGGGUUUGGCCCAAACACGCAGGAGACUUGUGAUCAUUGCCGCAGGACCAGGAGAGCAGUUACCAGGCUUUCCUCCGGCGACGCAUUCUAAAACCGGAGGAAACGGGCUGCGUCCGUACACCACAAUUCGGCAAGUUCUCAACACAAUUCAGGUGGGCGACAAUCUGCACAACCUUGCAGCCGCCGCCCGGUUCCCCACAAGGAGACCCCGUCUAAACUUCGACAGUUUGCUAGGAACCAUACGAGCUAGCUACGCGGAUUUCUACUAUCCGGACGGAACACGAAACUUUACUCUAAGAGAGUAUGCCUCGUUGCAAGGGUUCCCAAAGGCCCAUAAAUUCCGUGGAACUGCCGUCGCCGUGAAAAGACAGAUAGGCAACGCCUUUCCUCCAAGCUGCGUCAAGCUCCUGUAUAAGCAUUUGGAAAGUUGGCUGCUGCAACAGGACCGUGUCGAGCCGCAUCAACCCGAGACGAGUGAUGUGAUAAUGAUUGACGCAGAAAUGCCAGAUUUUGGCAUCAGUGAUUCAGACUCGCCGAGCAUCAUGGACCAUAUCAUUGACCUGACCAGGGAAGACGCAUCUGGAGCCCAGACCAGUAUUAUUACGUCCUCGCCAUCACCACGUCCGGGGGGGGGGAGGCUCCGGAUCGACUUCCCACAAGGCCGGUUUAAGGUGCCCAGGACCUGA